AUGACGUUGAUGCCAACGUGCACACAGUAGAAUUCCUGCUAUUCUGUUACACAUAAAUGGAGGAACGGCCCAAAGAUCGGGUACAUGAGAGAUAUCACCACCAUGGAGAAAGAAACCCUAUUGAAUACACAACAUCGCUAAAAAAUGAUCAGAUCUACUAUCAGUACCAGCAUAAGGAAACGCAGACGAAGAAAACAGGCAAUGGAAAAAUAAACGCCAGUGAUGUGGAUGGGGAGAAGAUUCUGUCUGGGCAUGAUUUUGUUGGUACCCCUUAUUCCACCAACAGCAAUGGUAACAGACAUUUGAUAAAUGCUAACAUUAAACAGAAGUUGAUACAAAAGACUGAUACCACUCUUUCAAAAGUGGGCAGUACUGAGGGUCUUGAUCACAGUAGGAAUAUGGACUGCAUCAAUGACAAGGACAAAGCGUUGGAUUUCACAAAUCACUACGAGGAAACCUUUGUGGAGAAAAAGGAGUCGGCAUGGAUUCUGAAUGGGUUGGCAAUCUCUUCUCAUAUUACAAAUGGUUAUUCCGGCAAGUCUCCCCCUGAUAACGAUGGCAGUGGCUCAGAAUGUGGAUAUACUACUCCUAAGAAAUGUAAGGCCAAACGUAACAGCAUCAAGAACGCAGAUCAUGUGACAAAAGAAAAGGAGAGAGCCAUGCUGCAGGGCAAUGCCGCACAGGAGGCUGAUGCUUGUGGACUUGAACCAACAGAGAGAGUGGUGAUUUCCCGAAUUGCCCAUAAAGCGGAAGCACAGGUAUCAGUAAGGCGGAUGGAGGCUUCAGGGGUUGCUAUGAGUGAGCUGCAGAGGAAGAUUGUAGAUAGUAAGACUGCUGCUGGCGCCUUUGUUAAAAAGUUUGAGGAUAAACCCAAAACCAAACCCUCCUCUUCGAAAGAUGACUCUUGGACUUUAUUCAAGCCCCCUCCAGUAUUUCCUGUCGACAACAGUAGUGCUAAAAUAGUUCCCAAGAUUAGUUAUGCAAGUAAAGUUAAGGAGAACCUCAAUAAAGCAGCUCAGGCUGGCGGGGAGCUCCAGCCUCCUCCUGGUAGACUGUCACAGGUCCCUAUGUCUGCUAUGAAAACCAUCACCUCAGCUAGCUUUACUAAUGGCCCUCUUUCUGGAGAUGGAAAUGGUUGCCCCUUGGUUGGUACCUUCUUCGCUCCUGCUGCUAGUAGUAUUCCACCAGCCCCCUGUCUCCCAUGUGGGGAGAAUGUAGCAUCCUCUCUGGACAGUGUCUGUUGUUCUGCAGCAGCAGCUGUUGAUCAGAGAAAGUGUACUCUCUUUUAUCCCUUAAACCCUUUAAAUAUGCAACCUGUGCUCCCUAGUGCGUGCCAAGUCAACACCCCAGCCGCUCAGACAAAUAAGAAAGCCUUGGGGGACAUCUUCCAGAAUCAGUGGGGGCUGUCUUUCAUCAAUGAGCCAAACGUGGGGCCAGAAGGGGGAAGUGGGCUGGUGGCUUCUGUUGAGGGAAACGCUGCAGUGGUCACAUUUCAAGGGGAGUCAAGCCCUGCUGUGGCAACCGAUCCAGGUCUUGAUGCUAGUCCUUCAAUCCCAGAGCCUUUGGCUCAAGACUCAGUGAAAAGGACUAGUGCCUCAGCUACUGUGAAGGGUGAGGAUGGGACAAAGGCUCAGCUCUCUGAACAGAACAAGAAAAAAGCUGAGGCUAAAUGUCAAGGUCCAGUUGUGUUGGCCGUCACUAAAGAUGUUAGUGUGGAGCCUGCCCAGGCCUCCCUGACCAACCGGGUGUUGGAUCUGUCUAAAGAGCAGGCCCAAUCUUCCAGCCUGGACGGAGGUAGCUGGGGGUCAUUUGAUCUGAAAGCUGCUGUAACUUAUCACACUAAAGAAAUGGAUUACAUUUUCAAUUUGCAAAAACAAGAUCCAAAAAGAAUAGUCUUCUAUGACACGACCAAGGAUGGACCGGAUCAGUGAGCUAGUGAAUGUCAACGCUAACCUAACUCCUUACCUGGGUGCUGCAGUUACCUAUGGCGGUUACGAUCCCUUUGCAAAACAAAACGAGUAAACUGUGAUACAAGGACUGAUGUCCUGUGACAUAUUUAUAUUGCCAUAUAGAUUGGGAUAAUGGAGACUUGUUUCUUGGGGGAAGGGUUAGUGUGUCAAAUAAGAGGACAACUACAAGGAGAAGGGGGAUAAGAGGACAAAUCUCAUUAUUGUAAAAAGUUGAGCGCAGGAGCUUUUGCCAAAGCUCUGGUCUUCACAAACACUCAAACACUUGAAAAAAGGAGAUUGGAUGCCUCUACCAUGUGAAUGGACUCUUGUGACACUUACUGCUGUAAUAGACAAUGGUCUCAUUGCUCCUUCCUCUGGAUGUUCGGGAGAAAUAAGACUGAGGAAGGUGCAAAUUGCACCUCCUGAGCCUUUAUUUUGUUGCCCAUUUAACUGUGGUGACUAUCAGCCUGACAGUAGGAUGCCUCAAUUGUUUUAUUUCCUUAUGCAUUCAAAUUUAGUUUUGUCUCUUCCACUCUGUGUGUGUGUGGUUCUGUGUGUGUGUGUGUGUGUGUGUGUGUGGUUCUGUGUGUGUGUGUGUGUGUGGUUCUGUGUGUGUGUGCGUGGAUUUAUACAUACACAUGAGUAUGUGCACAUUUUAAUUCAUUUUGAAAGAAAAUGAACAAACUCUCUAAGAAUGCCUUGAAUUUUGAAAAGCUGAAAAAGCUGAGCAGAAGGCUGGUAGUGUUAGUAGUACUGUCUCCAGGUUAAAUUAUAUUUAAGGGGAAAGCAUUUGUCUUAAUUGCUUUGUUAAACAAACUAUGCCCAGCAAAGAACUGGCUCCUGGGCAUUUCUUGUUUGAUAUAUAUUUUUUGUUUCUCUUGUAUGGUUCAGUGAUUUUAGAUGUGAUCUACAGUAGGAACAAACUCUAAGAGCACAGAUGGAGAAGUGUCCAAUUAGAACGGAACUAAAGCCACGUCCUCCUAAUCUGGUGGUUUGGUUGUCAGUUGGAGACUUUCUUUGGUAUUAUAUUUGUUUUCAUCAGUUUUAAUUUUUUUAAUUUAUUUGUAUUAAUUUGUUUCUUAAGCCCUUGCAUUUAUAGUCCACAUAUAUCAUUAAUUUCAGAUUAUGAUUGAGGCUAUUUUUAGUUUUAGUUUCUCAUCAGCUGUUCACGUGUGGAAAUUUUCUGGAAGAUGAGAAAAGUGACUUAAUGUGGAGCAAGGGCUAUCUAUGUAUGUGACAUUUCUUACAAAAAGUUUUUGUGUAUUUGAGCAGUAAGGAGGCUUAAAGUGUCUGUCUAAUUCAUUAGGCCUAUGUAGGUAAAAUUCGCUGAAACCACAUGAAGAAAUGGCUUAUUUUCUUGCCCAAGCUUGUCAUAGCUAACCACCCUAGCCUAGGAUACUUUGCUAUUUCAGCAUUUGGUCUUUAUCCACUCUCUGGUUAUGACAAUGUAUUUCUUGCACAUGUUUGCUGGUGUAGAUGAGUGAGUGGAUGAGAUGUGAGAAGUUGCAGUAUAAUAUAUUUAACCAAGCAAGGAUGACAGACUGAAAACAAUCGCAAUACUAAGUUACCAUUUCAUUUCCCAGACCAGAUGCUUUUUUUUGUUAUACUGUUUAUAUGUUGAGGUAAUGAAAUUACUUAAUACCAUAUCAUCCAGCAGUGUCUUUGAUCAUAGUGGCUGUGUUGAAGCCUGAUUAUGUCAUGGCAUGCCAAAUUUGGCAGAACUAUAAGUAGACAGCCACAAUGACAUUGGUACUACCAUCGUUCAGUUUAUUUUCUCUUGUUUGUUUUGAGCUAACGGAGCAAUUGUCUUAGUUAUAUUUCUCUGGUUAUUAUGUGGGUUAAUAGCACUUUAUUAAACUUUUUUUCUAAAAUACAGAUACUAUAUAUAGUUACAUGAAAUACUAACAUCUUUUAAGAAUGGCUUUUGGCUGUUGGUUCUUCUUAAGAAAAAAACAUGACCCCUUACCGAAAUACAAAAUUUCCCUCAGGUAGCAUUGGUAAAGCCAUGACAAAGUUGGAAGAAUUUUAUUUGUCUGCCAAAUGGUUCAACACAAGGUCUAUGUAUUGUGCUCCAAUUAUAGUAAUAAAAAAUAUAAUUUGAAUAGCUGAAAUAUUGGAGUAAUAUGUAAUUAUAAAUAGAGCUGUGGUAAUACACAAACUAUUUAGAUGGCAGAAAAAACUGCCAUGGCUUUAAAGUAGCUGUCAACAUAUUAGCAGGGCUGGGCGAUAUUAGCCAAAAAUUGUCAUGAUACACCCCCCAUCCGGAUGAUAUAUGGUAUAUUCCCUAAUGAUUAUGAUGGUUAUAAUGAUUAUGUAUUCCUCGCACAAAUACUUUAUUAAGAUAUAUUGAAAACUUUCAGCUUGUCAGUCAAUUUAAGUGGAAUUGAUGCGGUCCUAUUGUUUUGUGUUUUGGAGCUUGCUUAAAAUAAAAUAUUUCCAGGUUUUUGAUUUCCCCCAGGUUGUGUUUUGUUUAACUCAUAAAUAUGUAUGGUUACUUUCUAUUUGAGAAAAAACACAGUGGAUGUUCUAACUUCACAACAAUGCUUAAACCAAAUCAACCUUUGUGUUUUAUUUUUAUUUUGCAUGUACAACCCCCUUUUCCAAACAAAUUGGGCUGCUGUGUAAAAUGGAAAUAAAAACAGAAUGCUUA
Molecule: messenger RNA, 4599 nt
Organism: Esox lucius (northern pike)
Lineage: Eukaryota; Metazoa; Chordata; Actinopteri; Esociformes; Esocidae
Product: nuclear FMR1 interacting protein 2
Exons: 4
Coding region: 57-1931 (624 amino acids)
Cellular component (GO): cytoplasmic stress granule; nucleoplasm
Molecular function (GO): RNA binding
Source: RefSeq, a predicted model, not a curated record